AAGAGACACACACAAGGGGGAGGAGCCUUGUCUCAUCCCCCUUGAACAAACAACCUACUGGGACGAGCCAGUUUCUCCGUCGACAACCACAUAAAUUCACGCCUAAAUUAUUAUUUUAACACAAUAUUUGGAAUCGAUUCUUUGGGUGUAAAAAAGCAAGAGAUGAGUCAGGCAGAGCAGGUGCUUGAGGGCACACCUGCUGACUUUACUGACGAGCCAAUAGAUUCAGACACCCUCAAAGAGCAUCCACCAACUCAGACGGGCAUGUUGGGCAGGUUGGCGGGGGGCUUGUACGGCGCCACCAAGGGGGCUUUAGGAGCUACUGUGGGCGGGGUGACCUGGAUAGGAGGAAAGGGCCUCGACCUCACCAAGACGGCCGUCACCUCCGUGGCCGCCGUGCCCGCGGCCGGAGUGAGCCUCGUCAAGGGAGGGGUGUGCGCUGUCGCCGGAGGCGUUACAGCUGUCGGUUCCGCCGUGGUGAGCAAAGUUCCUAUUGGAGGAGGCAAAAAGAAGGACAAAUCUGACUGAUGGCAAGAGGAGAGCAAAGGCACACCGCCGGGGUGUCGGUCACACUGAGCGUUUGCUUCUUGCAAUAUUAGAUCAAGCCUGGUUGCAGCAGCAGAUGACGAGCAACACGGGACUCAAACAAUCAAUGUGAAUGUGUUGUUCUUUGCUUCUGUCUUCACUUUCGCCAAUAUAAUGGUGUGUUUGUAAGCUCCAAGUAAGAGACUGUACUUAUUUGUUGUGCAAGGAGCACUUUUCUUUUCACAUGUGGGUGUAGUGGUCCAAAUAAAAUGUCCAUGUCUCAUUUUGAUCACAAGCCUCAGGGCUGUUUUCACUGCGGACUGCAGAAGGCAAACCCUAAAUGCACUAGAAUAUCACCAGCGAGACAAUCAGUCAUGAAUGGUUAUAAAUAAUUGAGCGUCGUGUUUUUUGUUCAUUGUUUUUCCUUACAUUAGUCACUAUAAUGUGUGUUUAUUCCCACAGCCCCAAGUUGCACAAAUAUACACGAAUGAAAAAUGCACUACAUAAUUUACGUCCAUCCAUACAUUUUCUGUAUACCGCAAUUUCUCGUGUAUAAUGCGCAACCCUCCUCCAAAUUGUCUAAAGUCAAUAGUGCACAUUAUACAUAGGUAUAGGGGGAAAUAGAAAAAACUUCAACAUUUUAUAAAUGUAUGCUGCCAUCUAAUGGUUAUGAAAAAGCUGUACACUUUCAUUCCAAAAUGCCACCGUCACCUAGUGGUCCUAUAAAAAAAAAAGUGUAGCCUACACUUUCAUUCCAAUAUGACGGGGGGGAUGUAUGACUGCAUAUAUGUACAGUUGUGCUCAUAAGUUUACAUACCCUGGCAGAAGUUGUAAAUAUUUUUUAUGACUGACUGAACAACAACCAUCAUUAAUUUUGUAUGGUUAUGUUUUGUUUAGUGAUAAUGCUUUUCUAAAAUGCUUGACUGUUUAAUUUGAAUCCCAUUAAAAUAAAAUUAAAUGUGUUUCGCCUUCAUGUUUUCUUUAAAUAAUUGUAACCAUCUUACAAAUUCUCCACGGGUAAUCAAACAUAUGAGCACAACUGUGUGUUUUCUAAUUUACUCAAUGAAAGUAGGGCUGUUAAUUUCAAAAUAAGAGCAAGUAAAUUAAAAAAAAGGAUUACGUGGUCAAAUAAAGUGCUAAACUUCAGAAAAAUACUUUGAAAAAAACUAACAAAAUACAGAUACUUAAUGUUUUGAUCCAAUGGGUAGAAGCAAAAUCAUGCAUUUUAAAAAUGGAUUAUACAUAGAAGGGAUUUCCAGAAUUUUGAGGUUAACUUUGGGGGUGCGUAUUAUACAUGGGUGCGCAUUAUAUACGAGAAAUUACAGUAAAUGAAAUUUUACCUCAACUUUUGAAUGAACGUGUCCAACUGUUCAAUUUUUUUUUAGUUAUUUUUGCACAACUUGCUGUUCUCAAGGACCUGAAUGAGGAAAAAUGCAUGACAGGUAUUUGUGUUGGGAAAAAAAACAUUUACAAGGACAUCCACUUCUAUACUUUUCUGUGACUCUUCCUGUUUCUCUGUAACUCCCUGGUGAUGACACUGUGACACUCGAAGCUCAGUAGCCUCUUCCCUCUGAGAACAUCCUAUUUGAAGCCUUGCAAUGGCGAUGUACUUGUUAGGUGACAUCUUGGACUUCUGUCAUCUUGAUUUCAAAAUGAGAACAGCAAGAUGAAGAAGACUGUUUGAUUUGUUUUCAUAUUCUAAUUGAACCAGGGCAUGUGUUGGACCAAUGAUGGAUCAAAGCUGAGUGUCACAGUGUCAUCAGCGGGUUGCAACAAAGAUACAGAAAAACAGCAAGAGUCACAGAAAGGCAUAGAAGUGGACUGCCUUGGAAAUCUAUUGAUCCAUUCAUGGAGUAAACACCUCCUUGUUAGAGCUCAGCAAGUUGUGCCAAAAGAACUGAAAAAAUUGAACAGUUAGACGUGCAUUGAAAAGUUAAGAGAAGGUCAAAUUAGGUUCACCUGUAAAAGUCAAAAGGUGUUCAUGCAUUUUAGGUUUAUCCAGAAAUUUCACCCGAUAGCCAAAUAUCCCUAACUUUUUGUGAGUGGUUUAAGUUCAUUAAUGCCCAGUAUGCACAAAUAUAUCUGAUGUGAUGCCUUUAAGCUAAAUGCCACAUUGGCUUAAUGGCUGAAUCGCCUCUUGAGUAAGAAACAGCCACUUUUACGAAAACAAAUGCAGUGUAGCUAAAGUGGCGGCAGCAUAAUAGGCACUAUACAAUGAGAUUUCUCAUCAAAUUUAAUUCAUAAUUGACCCCUGAACCAAAUCUCAAACCAAUUCUGAAGUCAAACUUAUCAGCUCCUCCAUUUUUUGCUUUUGGGGUCAUUGUUCAUGUACAUCGUGUUGUAAACAUUUUUGGGCAUUUCGCUUUUCAAAUGUUAAUUGUCAUGUUGGCAACACUCUUCUAACUACCUUUGAAUAAAGACAUGGAAAAAUA
This is a messenger RNA of Phyllopteryx taeniolatus (common seadragon), 2957 nucleotides long. It is a transcript of the gene tmem263, whose product is annotated as transmembrane protein 263. The record is from RefSeq and is a predicted model, not a curated record. The transcript is spliced from 3 exons. NCBI's taxonomy places the organism in Eukaryota, Metazoa, Chordata, Actinopteri, Syngnathiformes, Syngnathidae. The coding region runs from base 163 to 528 and encodes 121 amino acids.